Tarenaya hassleriana is the source of this 488-nucleotide messenger RNA. Its product is annotated as LYR motif-containing protein 4. The record is from RefSeq and is a predicted model, not a curated record. Lineage: Eukaryota; Viridiplantae; Streptophyta; Magnoliopsida; Brassicales; Cleomaceae. Bases 127 to 399 code for a protein of 90 amino acids. Gene Ontology annotation, biological process: iron-sulfur cluster assembly. The transcript is spliced from 3 exons.
CCGCAAGGUCAGAAUCGGCGCCACAUCGUCGGACUUGAGUAAUUUCCGGCGAUCUCUCCGAUUCGCCUGUGGACAACAUAUCUACGGUUCCCCAGCUAAAGGAGGGUGUUGAGUUUGUUUCUUGCAAUGGCAUCUGCUCCAUCGAGAAGCGAAGUCCUCCACCUCUGCCGAUCCCUGCUUCGGGUGGCACGCGUAUUCAGUGAUUACAACAUCAGAGAGUACACAAAGCGAAGGACGGUAGAUGGAUUCCGCCUGAAUCAGAGUCUCACAGACCCAGAGAAAGUGUACGUGGCCUUUGAAGAAGGGAAGGCGCAGCUGGAGGUCGCCAAACGGCAGGCAGCAGUCUACUCGCUCUACACUCCGAAGACCAAGAGCAUCAUGGACAUCAAGCUCCAGUAGGCAGCCGUCUACGAGAAAUUGUCGGGUGAAGAGGACACAUCCUAGUAUUUUGGGUUAGAAAAUACAUUAAGCAGAGCAUCUUGCGAGAA